AUGGAGGAAGAAAAUCUUGUUACAUAUGCCGUACUUGAUAGGUUUAUUGAUACGUCAAUAGCUGAACAAUACGCCAACUCUGCAUUUCCAGAGCAAGUCGCUCGUGAAAAUGCAGAUAUGACACUCCAUUCUUGCGAUGAAAACUUUUUCAAAGGAUUAUUCGAUAAAGCAUGUACUCAAACACAAAACCAAUCAAUUAUAUACAACUAUGGUAAGUUUGUCAGACCGCAACCAAAAAGAUCGGGAAAACGUAUUAUUUUAAUCUAUAAUCAAGUGUUAAAAUUCAAUUUAGAUUUCAGAAUUUUCGGUCAUACAAGAGCAAUAGCACAUUUUACGUUUGAUUCUACAGGUGAAUUCCUCAUUACAGGUUCAGAAGACAGUCAAUUAAAAGUUUGGCAUCUCCCAUCUCUCAGUAUUGUUUAUACUAUGAAAGGCCAUGAAGAAGGUCUUAAAUCAUUUGAUGUUUCGCCAGACAGAAAGCUAAUUGCAUCAAUUUCUACUGAUCAAUCGAUACGACUUUGGAAAUUCGAUAAUGGUGCGGCCGUUGCGAUGAUAUAUAUUGCCGAGACCGGUCCAUUAGUUGCCAUCAAAUUCUCUCCAUGCGGAAGAUUCCUUGUUUGCGCUUCAGAUUCAGGUUUAGUCAGAAUCUUUCAGAUAUCUCAGCUUAUCCCUAAGCUAGACCAAAUUAAAAAACAAAUACAUGACGGUAUCCAAUUCUUUAGUUGCCCAGAUACUUUAACAUAUUUCAAUAAUUACGAUCCAAUGAUAUUUUUACAGAAUACGCCAGUACCAUUCAGACAACCACAACUACGCGAAUGCAUUCACUGCGUUGCAUACUCUCCAGGUGGCAAUUUCGUUGCAUUUGGUCUUGAAUCGGGAAAUGUCAUUGUUACAGCCAUAGAAACCAGCCGAACAUGGCGCUUCUAUGCCCAUACCAAUGCCUGCGAUGGCAUUUACUUCUACAAGAACAAUUUCCACCAAAUCUUAACAUGGACCAACAAAGGUGGCGAAGUUAAGGUCUGGAACCUCCAAAACAAGGUUAAACAAGUCACAUCCUUCUCAGUGCGCUUCCAGCAGAGCCGUUCUCACAUCAUUGACGUUGAAGUUUCAUGCGAUGAAUCAUUAAUUUUUUGUGUCACCGCACAAAUGAUAUUUGCAUGGAACUUGGACUCCCAGAACUCCCUCCUCCACAUAGAAGGCCUCAGUCAAGUCGUAUCCGUCUCUGCACAUCCAAUAAUUCCGACGGUUUUUGCGGUUGCAAUGAAAGGCAAAAUUUUAAUUGCAGAUGCUAUUAAAAGCAACAAACCGAUCAGGUCUCUUGACAUUCCAUUCGAAACACCCAAACUUAACAGAGCGCAGUGGACACCCGAUGGCCUAGGAAUCAUUGCUGUCGAUGCAGGAGGCGGAUAUUAUCAUUUUAAAGCCGCUGAUGUUGCUGCUUGUCGACAGAUCCCAACUUUCUUCCCAAGCGACUUCCUGGCAAGCGAAUGGGUACCUGGUGUGGGUCAGAUAGAAGAGGAGACAAAGAAACACACACAUUUGUCUCCUAGAAACACAAUUAUCGAUUCUGACAAAGUUAUUCGUUGCAAUGAUUACAAACCUGUAAAAAUUUUGAAUGAAAACACGGUUUUCCCUCCGGAAGUGAUGUCCGCGUGGAUAACGGAAGAGAAGUGGCUGACGGAGAACGCAGAUACAAGCCACGAUGAACAGGAAAUUGUUGUUCCAGUGCAAAAACCUGUUCAACAGAAACCAACUUACGAAUCUGAUGGAGAAGAAGGUCCUUUGCCUGGAACUGGUUACGGACCAAAGAAGAAGAGGAGAGAUAAUGACGGUGACUUCGUAGAUAAUUGA
Messenger RNA from Trichomonas vaginalis G3, 1851 nucleotides. Its product is annotated as regulation of cell shape. The transcript has a single exon. Gene Ontology annotation, molecular function: protein binding. Bases 1 to 1851 code for a protein of 616 amino acids. Gene Ontology annotation, biological process: cytoskeleton organization; regulation of cell shape; regulation of transcription by RNA polymerase II. Gene Ontology annotation, cellular component: nucleus. The record is from RefSeq and is a predicted model, not a curated record. NCBI's taxonomy places the organism in Eukaryota, Parabasalia, Trichomonadida, Trichomonadidae.